UAACCAAAGGCCUGCAGCAAAGAGACUAUAAAAGAGGCAAGAUGAAGAAAGGAGGAAGACGAGGAAAAGACAGCAAGAAUAAAAAGUUGGUGAUAAAUAGAAGGUCAUGGCUCACAAGUUAAUACAUUUCUACAUUGCAGUGUUGUUGAUGAUGGCGUCGUGCAGUUGUGUUCCCGUCAAUGAGCUGCUGGACCGAGCCUCUGAGCGCUCCGACAAACUGCACGCUCUCAGCGCAGCGCUCACCCAUGCCCUGGACUCUCAUAUUCCUCCUAUUGGCCGGGUGAUCAUGCCCCGCCUUGCUCUGUGCCACACCUCCUCCCUGCAAACCCCAAAUGACAAGGAACAAACUCUCCAAGUGUCAGACUCAGACCUACUGUCAUUGGCCCGCUCACUGCUCCAAGCCUGGACAACCCCCUUGGUAGACCUGGCCUCAUCCGUGUCUAGCCUGCCCCAUCCAGACCACAACGGCAUUCAUGCCAAAGUCCAGGAGCUGCAGGAGCACUCCAGGACACUGGGACAUGGCCUGGAUGUGCUGUCUGCCAAGAUGGGGCCCUCAGCUCAGAUCAUCUCCUUACUGCCCUACAGAGGAGAUGAUGAUGACGAUGAAGAUGAUGACGAUGACAUUGGGCAGAACAGGAUUUCCAAACUGAUCAGGUUCUACUUCCUGUUGUCCUGUUUUCGCCGGGACUCCCACAAGAUUGAUAGCUUCCUGAAAGUCAUACGUUGCCAGGCAGCGAGGAUGCAACCUGAAAUGUGCUAAAGAUUAGAAAAGAGAAAACGCAAAGC
This is a messenger RNA of Thalassophryne amazonica, 786 nucleotides long. RefSeq names its product prolactin (gene prl). Gene Ontology annotation, molecular function: hormone activity. The transcript is spliced from 5 exons. Bases 107 to 760 code for a protein of 217 amino acids. Gene Ontology annotation, biological process: positive regulation of cell population proliferation; response to nutrient levels; positive regulation of receptor signaling pathway via JAK-STAT. The record is from RefSeq and is a predicted model, not a curated record. Gene Ontology annotation, cellular component: extracellular region. NCBI's taxonomy places the organism in Eukaryota, Metazoa, Chordata, Actinopteri, Batrachoidiformes, Batrachoididae.